Messenger RNA from Acanthosepion pharaonis, 498 nucleotides. Lineage: Eukaryota; Metazoa; Mollusca; Cephalopoda; Sepiida; Sepiidae. The record is from the annotation of a GenBank genome assembly.
AUGCAUAUAGGAGGAGGCUUCGGAGGGAAAGAAAGCCGUUCGCCAAUCGUUUCUUUACCUGUCGCUGUUGCAGCACACAAGUUAAAAAGACCAGUAAGAUGUAUGCUUGACCGUGAUGAAGAUAUGGUGUGCUCAGGUACCCGACAUCCUUUCCUCGCAAAGUACAAAGUUGGAUUCGACAAUUCAGGAAAGAUCAAAGUACUCGAAAUAAAAUUAUAUUCUAAUGGAGGAAACUCACUCGACAUAUCCGAGGGGGUGCUGGACAGGGCCAUAUUUCAUUGUGAUAAUGCCUAUAAAAUCCCUAACGUGCAUAUAAUUGGAAGAAUAUGUAAGACUAACAUUCCUUCCAAUACGGCAUUCCGAGGUUUUGGUGCUCCUCAAUCAAUGCUUGCGUGUGAAACUUGGAUUGAAGAAAUAUCCAGGAUUUUGGGAAAAACUGAAAAAGAAGUGAGUUUCUUCGACAUUGUAUUGUGUAUUUUUCUUCUUCUUCUUUUUUAA